Caenorhabditis angaria is the source of this 510-nucleotide messenger RNA. Lineage: Eukaryota; Metazoa; Nematoda; Chromadorea; Rhabditida; Rhabditidae. The record is from the annotation of a GenBank genome assembly.
AUGUUGCUUAUUUCAAUUAUCGUCAUUUUCAUCAAAGUUUCGGAUCAAAUUCCAAUCGAAAUCGAAGCAUAUUAUUCAAAUGGAACUUUUCAUAAGAUUGGUUUGGAAGUGCCUAUCAAAAAUUUUGAAAACGAGAAUUGCACAUCUUCGGAUUUUAUAUUUGUUUUCAAAGGAGAAAAGAUCGAUUGUUCAUGGCCAAAUUACGAAGCCAAUUUGAAAAUGACGUCUAAUUUGUCUGGAGAAUAUUAUAAUCUAACAAUAAUUUGCCCAUCCGAUUGUCAAAUAUGCGAAAAUCUUGAAAAAUGUAAGAUUGAAAAACAAGAAAAUGUAUAUUAUUUCAACAUUGAUAAAUCGAGAAUUGAUAUUCAACAUGUUUCUGAACACGGUGCUCAAGUAUUUCAUAUGAAUAAUGAGGAAAGAAAUAAUAAAUUGACUUUUCGAAUUACAAUUGUCAUUCUUUUUGUUGUUGCUUUACUGUUUUUUGGUUUUGUUUAUGGAAGUGAAGAAUAA